GUGUCAAAAAUGACACUUUUUGCACGUACGCUUUUUGGGCAGGAAUGUUGGUGAUAAAGAUGUUUCUUAUGUCCAUUAUUACGGCAAUUCAGAGGACACGACAUAAGGUUGUAAUCAGCAAAGAAGACCUCAACAUGUUUCGCGGAAGUCAAGUAUUAACAGACGAUCCUGCCGUUGAACGAGCUCGAAGUGCUCAUCGUAACGACCUGGAAAAUAUUCUGCCGUACCUCAUAAUUGGCUUGCUUUACGUUUUCACGGAUCCCAAUACGACGGCAGCGAUGUGGCUUUAUCGCAUUGGAGCGAUGGCGCGCAUUUUGCACACCUGCGUUUAUGCAUUUGUUCCCGUGCCGCAGCCAGCACGAGCGAUUUGCUUCUUUACCACAGCCGGCAUCAUGGUUUACAUGAGUGUUCGGGUGUUCAUUCACUUUUUUUAAGGGGGAAAUUUGACAUGGAGACGACUGGCGAUAGAAGUCGAGAAAUAAUCAAGAAUUUUUUUAGAAUUAAUUGCACACGAAUCACAUUUUUUAAAGUAGAUUUGCACGCAAGAACACGAAAAAACACACAUCGCACUUAGAUUUUCUCAAAAAAAAAAAAAAUAAAAAAAAAAUUAAAUUAAAUCGUAAAAGACCUAAAAAUAAAUCGCACCGUAAAUUUUUUGUCUAAAAAAAAUGGGCAAGUUGAGUUGGUUGACAAAUACUUGCUAAAAAUACCCCGAUAAUUAUGUUGAACGUUUAUUUUUAGUUUUACCGACUAAAGUUGUUUGUAUCGUUGUUAGGUAGCGACACACGCACCAUGUCGUCAGACUCAUUGUCUGGAUU
Messenger RNA from Culicoides brevitarsis, 818 nucleotides. RefSeq names its product microsomal glutathione S-transferase 1-like. The transcript is spliced from 3 exons. NCBI's taxonomy places the organism in Eukaryota, Metazoa, Arthropoda, Insecta, Diptera, Ceratopogonidae. The record is from RefSeq and is a predicted model, not a curated record. Gene Ontology annotation, cellular component: membrane. The coding region runs from base 45 to 434 and encodes 129 amino acids.